AAUAAUGCGCGCGAUAAGUGACGACUUUGCCGUAAUCCAGCCGCUUAUGUAACCCAUCUACCUCCAAACCAUGAUUUAUAUCACGUGUAGAUAAGAUAACCCGCGCAACCCCUCGUCGGAUUUCCACAAAACCGCGGGGGGAAUGGAUGGAGUUCAUUCAUUCACAUCAGUACUAAUCAGACAUACGAAAUCAAUUGAGCAAGCAUUGUGGUGGAGAAUCUCAUAAAAAUGACCAAAUUUCGUCCCUGCAUUGAUCUACACUCCGGCCAGGUGAAGCAGAUAGUGGGCGGGACGUUGAGCAGUGUUGCAGCGGACCUGAAGACGAAUUAUGUGUCGAAGUUGCCGGCCAGCCACUAUGCAGAAUUGUACAGGAAGAAUGAUUUGAGGGGCGGGCAUGUUGUUAUGCUUGGGCCCGGGAACGAUGAGGCUGCUAAGGAGGCGUUGAGGACUUGGCCUGCUGGGUUGCAGGUUGCGGGGGGGAUUACGGAUAAGAAUGCGAAGUAUUGGAUUGACAUGGGAGCUGAGAAGGUUAUCAUCACAUCGUUCCUCUUCCCGGAGGGCAAAUUCUCCCUUGAGCGGCUACAGUCCGUUCUUGCUGCGCUGGAUGGUGAUAAGUCUAAGCUGGUCUUGGAUCUGAGCUGCAGGAAGAAGGGUAAUACGUGGUUUGUGGCUAUGAAUCGCUGGCAGACGAUUACUGAGAUGGAGAUCACUCAAGAAUCAAUUGCACUCUUGGAGCCCUACUGUUCCGAGUUCCUCAUUCACGCCGCAGAUGUCGAGGGUCUGCAACAGGGCGUUGACGAGGAGCUCGUGUCCAAGCUGUCCCAGUGGUGCACGAUCCCUAUCACCUAUGCCGGAGGUGCUCGGAAUCUUCAGGAUCUGGAGAAGGUUCACGUCAGCAGCCAAGGGAAGGUAGAUUUGACGAUUGGAAGUGCGUUGGAUAUCUUUGGUGGUUCCGGGGUAACGUUUGAUGAGUGUAUAGAAUGGAACAAGGCGCACUAGGGUGUGGUUGUUGAGUAACUGAACGAAAUCGUGGUCAAAAUUUUAGACAUGAGACAUGGCAGAUGAUGUAUAUAUAUUCCAGUCAAUACUGAGGACAUGAAUGAAACUAAAGUGUUA
Messenger RNA from Aspergillus welwitschiae, 1116 nucleotides. RefSeq names its product 1-(5-phosphoribosyl)-5- ((5-phosphoribosylamino)methylideneamino)imidazole-4-carboxamide isomerase HIS6. The coding region runs from base 229 to 999 and encodes 256 amino acids. Gene Ontology annotation, cellular component: cytoplasm. The transcript has 3 exons. Gene Ontology annotation, biological process: L-histidine biosynthetic process; L-tryptophan biosynthetic process. Gene Ontology annotation, molecular function: 1-(5-phosphoribosyl)-5-[(5-phosphoribosylamino)methylideneamino]imidazole-4-carboxamide isomerase activity. The record is from RefSeq and is a predicted model, not a curated record. NCBI's taxonomy places the organism in Eukaryota, Fungi, Ascomycota, Eurotiomycetes, Eurotiales, Aspergillaceae.